AGUUGAAGACCUGACCUGACUGCCACUGUUUACAAAAUAAAUAACACCGCGCGAGCACGUGAAAGUUUGGUCGUGUAUAGUUUUUUUUUUAGAAAAUGCCAGAAGCAAUGGAAAAUCGGUCGGAAAAACCAAGAAUUUAUCUUGAAGAGUAUAAGCUGAAACAGGACGCCAACGAUUACGGACUAUCGGAUGAGUUAUGGGACUUCGAACGGUUCAGACAGCAGCUGCAAAUUGUAAUUGUCCGGUACGAGGAAAAUGAGCUGGAAUUCGACAUGAUCGGGGUCAGUCCGGCCAUCGCAAACGCCUUCCGGAGGUUGAUGCUCAGCGAAGUUCCCAGCAUGGCUAUUGAAAAGGUACACAUCUACAACAACACUUCCAUUAUUCAGGAUGAGGUUUUGGCUCACCGGCUGGGUCUGAUUCCACUGAGGGCCGAUCCAAGGCUUUUCGAGUACAAGACAAAUGAAAAUGAUGCGCCUAAUGCGUUAGACACUCUAGAAUUUGAAUUAAAGGUAAAAUGUACCAGGAAGAACAAGGAAUCUACCGAAAUUACCAACAACGAUAAUAUGUACAAGAAUCACAGCAUCUACUCGGAGCAGAUCAAGUGGGUCCCGUUGGGAAAUCAAGCCUCGAUCUAUAAAGAGGAGGAUGUUGGAACGAUUGAUAAAGACAUUUUGAUAAGCAAGAUGCGACCUGGCCAUGAGUUUGAUAUCAAAUUAUUUGCUGUGAAAGGCAUCGGAAAGGAUCAUGCCAAAUUUUCGCCGGUCGCUACUGCCUCGUACCGGCUGCUGCCCGAAAUUCAAUUGAAGCGACCGGUGGUGGGAAGGGACGCCCUGUUGCUGCAGAAGUGCUUCUCACCGGGUGUCAUCGCGAUCGAUAAGGACGAUCAGGCGUAUGUGAAGGAUGCUCGAUACGACAGCUGCAGCCGGAAUGUUUAUCGUUAUCCGCAGAUUGCCGAUGCAGUCACAUUGAGCCGGGUCAGGAACCAUUUCAUCUACAACGUCGAAUCGUUGGGAGCUCUCAAGCCGGAUGUUAUUUUUGUGGAGGCGGCCAAAGUGUUGAAGAAGAAGUGCAAGAUGUUUCUGGAUGAGAUUAAAGGUAAUUAAUGUGUAUUA
Messenger RNA from Armigeres subalbatus, 1112 nucleotides. RefSeq names its product DNA-directed RNA polymerases I and III subunit RPAC1 (gene Polr1C). Gene Ontology annotation, molecular function: protein dimerization activity; DNA binding. The transcript has a single exon. Lineage: Eukaryota; Metazoa; Arthropoda; Insecta; Diptera; Culicidae. Gene Ontology annotation, cellular component: RNA polymerase I complex; RNA polymerase III complex. Gene Ontology annotation, biological process: DNA-templated transcription. Bases 96 to 1103 code for a protein of 335 amino acids. The record is from RefSeq and is a predicted model, not a curated record.